UCAGCAGUCUUUGUGUCCAUUUACUGGCUCUCUGGUCGCAAUGCUGAAAUGAAACUGCCUCCAACAACUCAAGUCCACGUACGUACGUAAAUAUGUAGUUGGCGUAGGUUGCAAGGAAGAGGGUUCUGUGAAGUCUAAAAAGAGCACAAAGCAUGACAAUCAAUUAAAAUUGAAAAGGAGCGCUGGAAAAUAUUUUUUGGCCCCCUUUUGCAUUAAUAAUGACCUUCUACAACAGUAUCUUAGUCAUCAACCUAAACAAUACUAAUUUCAUGUUGUUUUGACAGAUUAAGCCUGGUCAGGUGGAAAAGUGUGACAGUUCAUCAGACUGUAGUAAUUCGGACCUGGCAGAACCUUUAGACCCUGUAAAUGCUAAAAAGCCUUCUAGGAGGAUAAGAUUUCUUUUCAGCCGCACAUCCACGUUUUUAGGAGCCAGUCUUGUGCUUGAAAAAGUGGGCAAAGAUGCGUUGUUACUGAGAUGGACCCUUGCUUACGGUACCACAUACACUAUUGGGGUAUUCUGUUUAACUGAAAAAGGAGGGCAACAAAUGGUCUGGGCACCUGAAAACAACUAA
Molecule: messenger RNA, 572 nt
Organism: Porites lobata
Lineage: Eukaryota; Metazoa; Cnidaria; Anthozoa; Scleractinia; Poritidae
Source: the annotation of a GenBank genome assembly